AUGAAUCGCCGCAGGGAAUCCUCCAAAGCCAGACGGCAAGAAUCUCCCGACCAGACGCUGGACAGGUUGAUUGAGAUAGAGCGACGCAUGAUGGUGGUGGGCCCGGAGGAGAAGUGGGUCAAGUUUUGCGGGUUAGAAGUGACAUGGCAAGCGGCCGGCUUGCUUCUUGGACAGCCGUGCUACGCAGCCUCUUUGUUGAAGACGCGCCCGGAAGUGCGAGGAACGCAGUUUCCUUUCCCCAAGGUGGAGCUCGUGGAGGAGCUGAACAUCACGGCAGAGGAGGUCCAUGCAGCUCAGUCGGUGGUUGGGGAGUUGCCCUGGUUGUCGGCAAGAACGCGACCAGAUCUCAGCUUUGGAGUGUUGUGGAUGGGAAGAAGGGUUACGAAGUCACCGAGGCAAGUGGUGAAGUUUGCGGGCCACAUGCUGGGAUACGUCAAGGAAGACGACCGGGUGGAGAUCCAUGCGGAUGCCAGUUUUGCACCAGAAGGAGGUAGGCGGGACUCAUUGGCUAUGCGGAGGGGCAUGGAUAUGGGGGAGGCGCUGACGGCGAUGAUCGAUCCACUGGAGGACCAUGCGAUGUCAGAAGAGGGAGAGCGGGUCCUCUAUGGUGAUUCCGAGGCUGGCAUCCAGAUUUUGCUAUGCCCAGAUGGACCCUUCAGGAAACGCCACUUGAGACUCCUUGCCUUUGUCUUGAGGGAGCGAAUCAAGAAGGAAUGGUGGAAGGCCCGUCACCUACGUGGAGAAGUUCUUGUGCCAGACCCCUCACCAAGGCAAAGUCAGAUGCAGAAAAGUGAAUGGGAGAAGUUCUACCUCCUGGCUGGGAUGGUGGUCCCAGAUGAGGAGAAAAGGGCUCCCUACUUCAAGAAGAUCAAGAGCCUGGUGGGUGUUAUGGCUGGACUCGGAAUGUGGAAACCAACUUCAGCUGAGCAGAGACGGAGGAGAUCUUCGUGCAUUGCUUCGUUGGCUGCAGGGCCCAACAUGAAACCAGUGGAGGUGGAAGAUCGCAAGAAGGGCCAAUGGGAGAUGAGAUUGUGGGAGUUGGAGGAGCUUCAUCGCCCACCAAGUGCCAUCCUCCACAUCGAUCAACACCUUUCCCUUUGGAGGCUCUGGGGCCAGAGAGAACAAUGGUGGCGUUUGUCUUCACGACUGAUGGCCGUGGAGGAAGGUGGGUCAGGAGCAUUUAUACGGACCGGUGGGCAUCAGGUGUACCACAAGAGCUGGAUGGCGGGGUGCUGGGGCAGUGGAAAGUUCAGGUUAGAACGUAAAAUGAUGCCUGGCGAGACCAUGAGGCAGCAGGGCGAGAACAUCACAAAUCCGGCCGUGGACCCUAGGCCGCCAUUGCCCAGGAGAAGAGCAGAGGAUCUUCUCCACAUGCGUCCUCCAGCUCCAAGAUACCGUGGGUAUCCCAUCACUGUGGCAGCUGAAGGAACUACAUCGUCCGCGAGCUCUAUCGGCGAUUCGAGAUCGAGGAGCUCUAUCCGCGAUUCGAGAUCAAGGAGCCUUAUCAGCGAGGCAACCCAUCGUGGAACGAGAUCAAAGGUGGCAUCCAUGAGUGGAGGAUUUAGAGAGGCUCGACAAGAAGAACUUCGGCAGGAUGCAUUGGCACGUGCUGGAGGAAACCUGGUGGACUCACCAACUGAACCACCGAGCUCACCUUUGCCACCGGGGUUGGACAUGAUGCGGCCGACGUGCAGAGGAGGGGCGUCGGGAUCAUCGGGAGCCAGAGGCCGGAUUGCUGUUCAAUCUCCAGUGGAACUGGGAAUGAGGCCUUGGACAGCAGAGGAUGUCGCGUACGGGUUCCAGCUGCUGGAUGGAGAUGGUGAGAAAUUGAGGAGGGUGGUCGGAUUCCCCAGCCAAUUGUUGAAGCUGGCCGGUCAGUCCCUUCCCAGAAUAUAG
Molecule: messenger RNA, 1896 nt
Organism: Cladocopium goreaui
Lineage: Eukaryota; Dinophyceae; Suessiales; Symbiodiniaceae
Source: the annotation of a GenBank genome assembly